Colossoma macropomum (tambaqui) is the source of this 5915-nucleotide messenger RNA. RefSeq names its product RNA binding motif, single stranded interacting protein 2a (gene rbms2a). Gene Ontology annotation, cellular component: cytosol. Gene Ontology annotation, molecular function: mRNA binding. Bases 32 to 1231 code for a protein of 399 amino acids. Lineage: Eukaryota; Metazoa; Chordata; Actinopteri; Characiformes; Serrasalmidae. The record is from RefSeq and is a predicted model, not a curated record. The transcript is spliced from 14 exons.
UCUCCGCUCCGGACGCAGCGCUGGGGGGAAAAUGCUGCUCUCCGUGCCGCCGAGGACGGGAAUCAAUCCGUACAACGGCUACAACGGCAGAAACAGCAAGAAGCAGUCCUAUGUAUCCUCCAGCCACCAGAUGGCACCCCCCAGUCCCAACACCAACAGUAGCAGCGCUAGCAGUGCAGGGGGAGGGGAACAGCUGAGCAAAACUAAUCUCUACAUUCGGGGCCUCCAUCCAGGGACCACCGACCAGGACCUGGUCAAGCUCUGUCAGCCGUAUGGCAAGAUUGUGUCCACCAAGGCCAUUCUGGACAAAACUACCAACAAGUGCAAAGGCUAUGGAUUUGUCGACUUUGACAGUCCAGCAGCAGCACAGAAAGCUGUAACUGCCCUGAAGUCCAGUGGAGUCCAAGCUCAAAUGGCCAAACAACAGGAACAGGACCCCACUAACCUGUACAUCUCCAAUCUGCCGGUGUCGAUGGACGAGCAGGAGCUGGAGGCUAUGCUGAAGUCCUUUGGCCAGGUCAUUUCUACACGCAUCCUUCGCGAUGCUAAUGGGACCAGCCGAGGCGUGGGCUUCGCACGGAUGGAAUCCACAGAAAAAUGCGAAGCCAUCAUUCAACAUUUUAAUGGCAAAUAUAUCAAAACUCCUCCAGGAGUGCCAGUGCCGACAGAACCCUUGUUAUGCAAGUUUGCUGACGGCGGACAAAAGAAGCGGCAGAACCAGGGAAAGUACCUACAGAACGGCCGGCCCUGGGCAAGAGACGCUGACACGGGAGGAAUGACACUAACAUAUGACCCAGCUGCCUUACAGAACGGGUUUUAUUCGUCUCCCUACAGCAUCGCUCCCAACAGAAUGAUCGCUCAGACCUCUCUGUCCCCAUACAUGCCCUCUCAAGUCCCGUCCUACCAGGUGCACAGUCCCUCCUGGAUGCAUCAUCAGUCGUACCUCAUGCAGCCAACAGGGACCGUUUUGACCCCAGCUAUGGACCACACCAUGUCCAUCCAGCCCACCUCUAUGAUGGGCCCCCUCACCCAGCAGCUCAGUCACCUGUCGCUGGGGAGCGCUGGCACGUACAUGCCUGCAAACACAACUAUGCAAGGGACUUACAUCCCACAGUACACCCCAGUGCCUCCCUCUAGUGUCACAGUAGAGGAAAACAGUGGACAACAACAACAGGUUUCCAUGGAUACACCUGCAGAACACACAAAUUACUCCUACCAGCAUAGCAAAUGAAGCUAAGGAUGUGGAGUGAUUGGUACUUGUUGCCGUGGACGACAGAAAUCUCACCGGGAGAUGUGCAGUUUCCACUGACGAGCAGUACCAGAGACAUACACGGAUAACAAAAGGAACACGUGUCUUUUUUUUGUAGAAUAGAAAGAUUUAAAAAAGGACAUCACUCAUCUUUCGCUUGGCUCUUCAAGAGUCGCUCAACCAAAGGUGGGGGAUUUUAGAGAAGGAGCUUUGAUUUAUUUUGAUAACAAAACAGAAAAAAAAACUAAAAACAACAAUGAUAAUUCAUAAAAGGGUAAAAGAGAGACACAGUGUGUUAUCUUUGUGCACGUAACAGCAAAUUCUUAUUUUUUAAGAAAUAUUUCUGGAGUAGCGGCGGAGCUGAGCAAAGAGAAAGUUCCAACACAGUGUGUCUUUUAUUAUUUUCUCUCUUUCUUUUGUUUGUUUUGUAAAAUAUGCAAGCAUUUUUUCUAUUUUUAUUCUUUUUUUUCAAUCAGCAGCAGUAAGAUUUUUUUGUACAGAUUCAGAUUCGAUCAGUGAGUUUUAUUUGUCGUAAUUUUGGAUUUGAUGUGUUUAGCCACGUGUUAGGAGUAAACCUUUUAAAGCCACUUCUUCAUCUCACGCCAUCGGAAAAAAAAAUAAGGAAAAAAUGAGAUUAUAUCUUACUGUAAGUCUAGUAUCUACAUUUUAUUUAUUCUCUUUUUUAAAAAAAUGCAACCGACAAUCAUAAUUUUAUUAUUUAUUUGUUGGAAUUUGGUCUGUUUUAGUACAUAGUGAUGUAGAAUUGCUUAAAUUUACCGAAACGUUCUGAGAAGGCGAGAACUGUGGGCACCGAAUCUUCAGGAUAUCUGUUCGCCAAAAAGUGGAGGAAAAAGUCUGAUGUGAGCUCAAUUUAUAGAAAAAUGUAAUAUUUCUAUAUCUAGAAUUGUUAACAUUUCAAUAGAAAAUGUUGACAUUUCUGUGUACAGAAAUAUAAAAUAUAGGCUGACUAAAUUAAUGUAAAAAAUUGCAUUGAGUAUAUCAUCACUAGUUACAUAUAUUUCGCUUUAGCUCAUGUCACAUAUAUUCUAGUCAUAAUCACUUGUCAGUAGGGUUGGUAAGUUUGUGAGUAAAGGCUGAAUUAUAUUUCUGCUUCUGAAAAAGUCUGCAGGCAUUGUGCACAGUGUCCAAACCAGAAUGCACAGAAAUUGAAUGGUGAAGAAGUGGGAGUGUAAAGAAUGAAUACAAGCAGCAAAGUAUUUGAUGUGCUACAGUAGAAUUGAGCUUUUUACUCUAAGAUUAUGAGUCAUUUGAGCUCCUAGGUCCUCAAACUGCUCCGUUCUGUUUUUUGUGCAGGUUCUGGUUCAGGUUAAGCAUUGUUUAUUUAAGCACUCAUCCCACCUGCAAGUCGGCACAGCCAUCCUUGUGGAGAGGUGUGAAUUGUUUUUCACAGCAGGGGUUCUCACCCCUCCCCUUUCACCCCUCAUUGCUCGCUAGCAGCUCAACAGUUAACACAGAGAGUCUUAGUUCAUCUGAUAACAGAGUUACAGAGAAGCAAUAUUCUAUUUAGUUAUGACACUAAGGCCCAAUCCCAUUUCACCCCUCACCCCUACCACUUAGAUCUAUCCCUUGAUUUUGCAGGUUCACGCCUAGGGGUAGGGCUAGGAAGUGUUAGGAGGUUUUUCAGAGACGCACUCCAAACAAAGUGUUAAGAGAAAAAAAAACAGCAAGUUGGCUGCGCAAGUGACCAAAGAAACGCACAUAUGUGAGAUUUUUUUUCCAUUAAAAAGUUACGAUAACCAGUGUAUUAUUCAAUGUAUAUAUCUUCAUAACAAGCAUAAAAAAACGCUAAUAGUAUGCUAACGUCUCAGUAGCCAGCUAGCUAAAUUUCCCGUUCCGCCUUAAAUAGUCCAGCGGUUCUGUCGCCUGAAGCGCCAGAAUGUAACUGCUGCUCUGUUUAAGGUGGAGCGGGAAAAUUUGAACAAGAAGCUGGCGAAUAGCUGACUUCAGCUUCGUAUCACUGAAUCAUUAGGGGUGGGUAGUAAUGGGUAGUAAUAAAUAAUUGUCGUAUCCCCCUCUUUGAAGGAAUAUGAUUCCCUAAAUGUAAGUAAAGCCCAGCAGGGAGGUAGCUGAGCUUUACCCUCCUCUGCUAUCACUGCAGACAGGCAGGGUCGCCUACAGAGCACCGCUAGUAGUCUGUUAAUGAAGUAAUGUUCUUUUUUAUUUGAGGGUUGUCACAUUUUAUAGGGGAAGAUUUCAACCACUACCCCUUAUAACUCAGUUCUAAGGGACAGGGUGACCCUCGAAAACCCCUCGGGUAGGGGUAAAAAUAAGAAAUGGGUUUGGGCCUUAACCUAUCGAAUCGAUUUUCAUUCUGUUGGUGUAAUGACCUCUACGGGGUGUAUAUCUGCACACUGUUGAUGUCACCAAAGUGCUGCAGGGCUUAGGGUGUGUUCUCCCCAGAGUAUUUUCCCCAGGACUUCUUCACAGAAGUAUAAAUCAGCCUUAAGGCCGUUCCACACUGAACACAAAUGGCAUGCAAAUGUGAGAUAUUCAGACCUUUCCACAUCAGAACUAUAGACACGGACAGGUUUUUAAAAUGAUUUCACUGUGUUCUUGCUAGAAAAAUCUAUCAAAAACAUCAUGAAACAUGCAGGCUGUGGUGCGGUGCAGGAUGCUUUCAACUUUGGAAAAGCGAAAGGAGAGCAGACAGUGAAAAACAAAAAUGAAAAAGCACUGCAGACGUCACAAAAAUGAAGCAAAAAGACGUGCUCCUGGGGCAGCAGACUCCAAGUAACAUUUGCAUAUUGGAAGUGGCAAAAACCAAAAAAUCCAUCCGCAUCCACAAGGCAUGAAAAAGACGAAAGAGGCGGUGUUGUAGGCGGUGGCGGUCUGUGGGCCCAUUUAAUACUUUGCGACAUGUGGACAGAGAAUUUCUUUUAAUUAAUUUACCAGUGAGAGAAACUGACAUUGUGUUUCACGUGAAGUAUUGGCUGCAUUGAUUGUUCUGCCCCGUUUCGUCUGUAUCUGUAAGCAUUCGGAGAACGUGUACAAAUACAGACAAAAUGACUGCAAAGUACAGACAAAGGGCUCCGUCCUUACUUGUAUCCAUGUUUAACAUUGAGCAUAAAUGAGUCUUUAGAAAUUGGUUUAUCAUUUUCUGAAGUAAUCUCAAGAGGAAAGUAAAUCCCAGAGCAAAGAAAUUCCCAGGUUCACCAUCUAAGAAUCAUCAAUCGAUAUCAAUAGAAAUGUGUCCUGAUGUGAGGCCACAGCACGUCGGCACAUUUUAAUACAUAUUGCCAUGUUUUAAUAAAGGCUUUUUAAUCUUCUCUUAAAACGGCGUGCCCGGGAAUGUCUUUGCACUGAGAUCUACUUUGCACAUGUCUUGUGGAUGCGGAUGGAUUUUUGGGGUUUUUGCCACUCCUAGCAUGGAGAGCAGACAGUUUCUCCACCUUGUUCGGGAGGUGAAACUUUCUGAGCCCUUUCACUCACAGCUCAGCUGAUUUUGGAGAUGCUCCUCCACACAAGAUGUCUUGAAGUGCAAAUAAGAUCCUUCGUUGCUCACAGAGCGGACAAACGGUCACACUGAACUGCUGUCCGUUUUGUUAAAGUGAAAACCAUGUCUUUAUUCAGAAGCUGAUGAGUGCUUCCACAUUUAGUGAUGUUUGUAGCUCUUUGCUUUUGGAGAUUCUGCGAUGAUCGAACAGAGCGCAAGUAAGAUAAUGUAUCAUUUUCACUGAAUAAUCUUGCUUGGUGUGCAAGAUUGCACAAAUAAGUCUCGCAUUUACAUGAGUGUAUCAUUUUAGAGAAAAGUCUAAUGAGCUCCUUCUGCUAAUAGAUUACUUCCUUUUUCCACUUGCACUGUGAUUUUUGCUUGAAUUAGUUUGACUGGCCAUUUGUGAAGAAGUGACUUUAAGUGGUGUUAGUUGAAUAGUCGCCCCAAAUAUCUUCUAAAAGGUUCUGAUAAUGUUAUGACGAGGCCUUCGCAUCACCUGUCUAGCACCAUCAUAGUGUUAUAAUGAACUGCGUGUGAUGACUGUUUGAGGCGCUUGUUUGAGUUGGCUCAGGCUUAUCGCGAUGUUAGAGUGUGCACGAGGCUAAAACAGCCUCCUCAGGUGAUGCUACCUGUGUACAUUAGAGAAAAAGUAUGUUUAAGAUUUUGGUGCUGGGUUCAUUCAUUAAAAGAAAAAAUCAGAUUUAGAGAUCCUUCAAAACGUUGCUGUUGAGAGGAUGUGAAAGGAUGGGAGUGUUUUUUAGUUGUUUUCUUUUUUCCUGCAGUGCUGCUGUUUCUUCUGCAUUUUUGUCCUGUCUUUUGGUGAUUUUUAUCAAGUCUAGUUUUUCUUUUCUCUUCCACUUUUAGCUGUAACGUCAUAUUUUUCGGGCAGAACUUUCAUUGAGUUUUAUUCUCUCUAUUUCUAAUAGAUAAUAAGGAUCUUCUAGAUAUAGAAAAGGAACUGCAAGGGCAGUGUUACUUCUUUUUUUCCCCUGAAUUCAUAGGAUUCGUGGUUGCAUUUGCAUGAUUUAUGCCACCCAGAAACUUCGGUUCACUUACUCCCGUUUUCCGUUUACCUUUUUAAAUUCUAUUUGACCUGCAGAACUGUGCAAAAGCAAGAAACUACCCUUCAUUUGUUGCAUUUCCAGUUAAAAAGGUCUAUUAACAUACCAGGUAUUCAUUUGUCAGCAUCAACAGAAGCAUAAAACAAAAAAA